UAUUUUAGGGUAGUUGAACUAUUUUUCUAUGGCUUUAUAGCAGUUGUUUCUUUUUAAAUAAUCUAAUAGGCUUAUUAGUAUUAUCAAUUCAGGGUUAUGAACCUUUUAUUUUUACAUUUUUCUCAAAUUCAAUGUAGUGAAAUGCAGCUUAACUCAUAUAUUUAUGGUUUACAUAGCUGGUUAUGUUUUAGGUUAUAAAUUUCUGUAAUAGAAAAAAUGAUGACAGCAAUAACAAAUUUCUAUUAGAAAUGUAUUUGCCUUUAAAGUAUCCUAAUACUUGUUUCAAAUGGAAAAUAAUAAUAAGGAGUUAUAUGCUCUUUUGGAAAUGUACAACAGUGAAUCAGGAUCUGACAAUUCAGAACUUGUGCUAGCUCCACAAAAAAAGAAGAAACUGACCAAACACAGGAAGCGUAGACAGAACUCUGCCACAAGAACGUUGACACCGCAGGUCUGCGGAGGCCGAACGGUCAGUCUUACUCUUGCCCUAUCUCUCUUGCUUUGCUGGCUUCUCACUCUGACUUGGUUAGCCAUCGCUCUCAAUUCUCAGAUUCAACAUCUCGACUCUACUGUACAAUCAGUUGUCGCUGGCAGCCAAGGCGUUCCAGAGGCAUUACAGAAGUGCCACUCCAUGUCCAAACAACUACAGCAGAACCAGACGGCGUUGUUCAUCAAACUCAACUUGCUCACUAACCAGCUCAACAACUUUACGUCACAGGUGACAACCAUCAGUAACUCACUGGCCAAGGUGGAGCAGAGGUUCAAGACGUCCCCAGAGCUAAUCAAGGUGCCUCACGACCUGGAGACCUUGACGACCAACAUCGCCACCUUCGGCAGCCAGAUGCAGGACCUGGAGGCGAAUGUGGUGCAACUCAAGGAGGCCAAUAGUAAACUGUCCGAGGCAGCUAAGGGACUGCAGACUAACGUCUCUACUCUCAGGGAGGAGAUGAUGAACUUACACGUAGGUGUGGCUGCUAGCGCUCCACCCAACGUAGAUGUACAGUAUAUCAACACCACUAUCAACUCACUGAGAGCUAACCUAUCACUCAUCAAUGAUACGCUCAGCAAGAAGAUCCAAUGGAACCAAGACGACCAGGAACACCAAUAUAAACAAAUAGUGAGCCUGCAAGAGCGCAAUGAGAACGUCAGCACUCGAGUGACCUCGUUACAAAACGAGUGCAACACCAAGAACACUCAAGUAACCUCUCUAAGUUCAACGGUGGACCACCUAACCUCACAGUUAAAGAAGCAAGAAGAGCACUGGACUCAAGUAUCUUCCAGAGUCAGUGAAUUGUCAGAAAUGUGCAGCAGAGCUGAGAGUAACUACACCCAGCUGAGUCAGCAGCUGAGUAGUGUACGGAGUGCACUGAGUAACUCCACUACUCACCCUGAGACUGACAGUACGAGUCUGUCAGAGUCCACGGUGACUGUAUCCAGUCAAGGUUUACGAGAGUCUUGAGUCACUGCCUAACUCUUCUACUGUCUCGUGUCGUAAGACCUGUGUAAAUAUCAUUCUCCGUUAGUGAGAUCUUGUCACUCCUCACUCUUUGAGUGAAUUGAUUUUAACCAAAGGGAAACUGUAGACUUUGAUAUCUUUUAAACAAAUCUUACGUGUAAGUUUUACAGAGGUCUUUUGUAUUUUUGAAAACAUCAGUUACGUAUCUCUUUUCAAAAUGCUCAAGUUGACCUUUACGUUUGUUUAUACUAGAGUAUCAAAAUGUUAUAAGUUACAACAAUUUUCUGACUGAGCUAAAGUUUUGGGUUCUCGCUUCAUCCUCAGGUAUUAUUUAAGGUUAAGAUUACUGUGCAAAGUGUCUGGAAUUCUGUAAAAUUAUGUGUGAACAAACAGUACCGUACUUUGUUUUAUAAAAAGUUGAUUUCUGUACUAUACUUUUUAUAAAGGAACCGCAUAAAACAUUUUGUGUGAUAUUCGUGAAAAGGAACAACGAGCCUUUAAAUAAAUGUUCACUAAAUGGUGUACAGUGUGAAAUUCACCAAAACGUAGCGUUUGUGACUCAUCCGUGGAUUCGGGAAAUGGUUUCUUGGUAGUGAAAAGAUAAUUUGUUCUAGUCGUAUUUACUUAACUAUUAACAUGUUCAAAAACUAUGUUAGUAACUUGAAACAAUUCAGAUGUUAUAUAUAUUUAAGUUUUAGGAAAUGUAAAAUAUUAGUAAAUUUAAUAAGCCUUCCAUUUUGAAUAAAUUCUGUCUGGAAAUUCUAAUUUUAUUUAUUUUGAAGUGGUACUUUCUUUAUUUAUCUUACAUGUUUAGCAUGUUGAAAUUACUAGGCCCGAUUGAUCAAAUUGGUAUGUACAUUAUAGUCUGUAUGUUGGAACCAGUGUUCCAACCCUUAUUCUACCUAGGGACUGGCUAAUGGUUUAAGGGUCCGAAGGACAUCAACUCGGAAAUCUCAGCUCGGGCUUCAGUAGCUAUGUUGCGCCAUUGAACAGCGCCAUGAGAAGGGCUUUCAGACGUUCACGGCAACUGCCUUUGUAAACUGCCCAUACAUGCUAGUAAAAAACAAUGAGUGGGGUUUUACAGAACGAAGAACAAUCUAUGCGUCUCUGGUUUUAGAAUUUUAAAGUAACAAUUCCAUAAUGAGUUAAAGCAGUUUAAAAUUGCCGUUUUUUGUCUACAUUCAAAGAAGAUUUUCAGGCUUUAUGGUACGAUAUUGAAAAUAUUGAAACCACAACACUCUACAUAAUUUAGUCCUCUUCAAAAUGCCCCCCUAACUUUGAUUCUAUGUUAAGUGUAGCCUUCAGAAACACGGUUGCCCCAGACCCUUGUGUUUACACAAACCAGCAGGGGUAGAGUGCACACUCAAGGUCUGGGCUAGUAUAAGGAUCAGGAGACAUGUUCCAUCAUACAGACUAUAGAACCUCCUUUCACUGUUGGCAGAAUGUUUAUUGAAUUUUGCUUUCAAAGAGAAUCUUGGAGAAAUCUUGAAAAUUUUUAUUCUGAAAUUGGUUGUUAAAGAAAAAAACAAUAUGACACUUUUUGAUGCUGAAAAGAAGUCUCAUCAAAAGUUAACAAAGAUAAUCAGUUGGUUAAAUUAAUUGUUUAUAACUAUUUUGGUGGGCACAAUAGUUACAUUGUACCCCAAUAAAAUACUGAACAAAGAUUGAUUAAAACCUAAAAUUUCUAUGAUAAUCGUAAAACUUGAUAUCAUUAGUCUAACACAAACCAAACGUCCAUAAAGUUUAGAGCUAACAGUGAAGAAUUAAAUGUGUGUUCUUCAAUUCUUAGCAUUUCCUCUUGAAAUAGUUAUAAGAUUUUUAACUUACGAUUUGGUUGUAUUCCAAACUAUUUAGAGACUGUAAGCAAUAAUACAACCUGAUGUUUACCAGUCCAGUAGAGUGCCAAAAAUGUAUUUUUCUAUGGCUAAGGAAGUGGACAUGAUCUAAUGCACCAAUACUUGUACAUUUACACUUAAGUUGUACCAAACCUGUGUAUUAUAUCUGAUGAUUUAUGUAAAUAUUUUUAUAACUAGUUCUAUAAAUUAUUGAUUUUAGGAAAAUUAUAUCAUUGUUAUGAAUUCAAAGAGUCAAUAGUAAAUAAAUUAUCUGUGAAUUA
Molecule: messenger RNA, 3569 nt
Organism: Macrosteles quadrilineatus (aster leafhopper)
Lineage: Eukaryota; Metazoa; Arthropoda; Insecta; Hemiptera; Cicadellidae
Exons: 8
Coding region: 287-1456 (389 amino acids)
Source: RefSeq, a predicted model, not a curated record